UAAAGGUUCAUUGUUGCUUCAAGCCGCUGCGAAAUUACAAAGCAUUUAUAAAGCUUGCAACGACCUGAAAUCCUUACUGAUCUAUUCAAGUCUUUCCUGUCAUACUAAUUUCAAACUUGAAAAGUAUGGAAGCAAAAUUCGCAAAGAUCAGGACUCAGAUCAACUCCAAGUUGGAGAAUCAGAAGCAGUAUGCUGGAACUCUCCAGGCAAUUGAAGAGGCAUUGGUGGAACAAAACGCACCUUUGACCCCAACUGGAUAUUUUGCAGCAAUGAUGGCUGCUCUCCAAUCUACCCAUGGAUCCCCACAAACUAGAGGAUGCUUGUUGUACCUGCUUGAUGAAGUCUUUCCAGAACUUCCAGCAUCUGUACUUAGACAGAAAUGUGCUGAUGUUUUGCCCAUUUUGUUGGCCGCAUUGGAGGAGGAUAGCGAAGAUCAACCUGUUGCCCGAUCCACCAUUGGUUGUAUUGAGCCAUUGUUGAUUGCACAAGAUGCUGCUUUUUGGAACCAGUCACAAGCAAAAAAGAUGUAUCAGGCACUUUUGGUGAUGAGCGUUGAUGCUAAGCCAAAGUCUCGAAAGCGUGCUCAAGAUGCCGUAAAACACAUCUUGUCUAGACCACCUCCCCCUUCUGUUCAACAUCCCGCCUCUAACAUGACCGCAGAAUUCACCUUGCGUGUCCUUAAAGAAGCCACUAAGAACGAUCAAGCCGCAGCACAGAAACUGUUGGCUCUGCUUAAGACCAUUGUUCCUUACUGGCCAGCUUCGCAAUUUGUUACACUUUGCCAAUUGUUGCUUCACCUUCCAAAGUUCAACAAUGCAUUCCUCACACAAGCUUCGUUCGAGGUCUUUGAGUCAUUGUUCUCUGCCGACAACAUUUCAUUCGAUGAUGAGAAGUUUGCCCAGUUAUUACGAUCACUUUGUGAAAUUAAGCCUGCUGGUAUUGACGAUCGACUUUUACCAACCUGGUUGUUGGUCAUUACCAAAGCAUAUCCAGCUUUUGCCAGAAUGAAUGCCGACUACUGUGCUUCAGAGGUUGCUAACGUGUUCCCUGUCAUCUUCCAAGAUUUGGAAGUGGCUUCUAACAACCACGCUAUCCUCGCCGGCUGCUUAAGUGCACUCAUUCAAUAUUGCAUAACGGAUAAAAUGAUUGAAGAAGCCCAGCAAGCAGAGAAUACCCUAUUGCACCGAAUCAUUGCAACUGUCGAAAAUGGUCUUGGUAUCAGAUAUCAACACGCUUGGGUUCAUGUUUUGACCAUUGUGCAAGCUCUCUUCCGUCGACUUCACCGCAAUGCAGCUCCUUUGCUUAACCAGUGCCUUUCCCUUUUGGGCGAUCUUCGUUUGGCUGCACAAGAAACAUACAAGGAAGAGCUUGACAAAACUCUUGGUGCUGCCAUUGCAACCAUGGGACCUGAAGGUUUUUUGAAGAUUCUGCCUCUGAACCUCGAGUCUUCAGCUUCAGCUGGUGGCAUUGGUCGCGCCUUUUUGUUGCCACUUCUCAUCAAAUACACCACAAAUACCUCUUUGUCUUACUUUGUCAAUGAACUUAUGCCGCUUGGAGAUCGACUUACUCAAAAGGCGGAGACAUUUUCAUCCCAACAAUUGGAGUUGCAAGCUAAAGUAUACGAGACGCUUGUGAAUCAAAUUUGGAGCUUGGUUACCGGAUUCUGCGACUUGCCCUAUGACCUGCGAACUGCUUUUGACAGCACUGUUGCUGAGAGAUUUAGUUCUGUUCUCUAUUCACAACCCGAUCUUCGCCCAACAAUUUCACAAGCCCUUCAGUUCCUUGUUCAGAAGAACCAGUCCCUUGCCGCUUCAGCUGCUGAUGAUGCUGAUCUUCAAAAAGCAUAUGGUAUCACAAAGACUGAGGCAGAGUUGAACUUGAAGCACAUGAGUCAAUUCUCUGUCAAUUUCUUGGCUGUCUUCUUCAACGUCUACAGUCAAGUACCUCCCAUGUACCGUGGCUUUUUGGGUGAAGUGAUCAAAGCAUAUCUCCAAAUCACUCCAGUAGAGGAAAUCAACAACACCUUUAAGAAGGUCGUAAACCUGCUUGGUGAAGCACUUGCAAACCCAGAUCCAACUCCUGUCAUCAACGAUCCAUCCGUUCCCCCACCUAUGUCCCACACCAUGAUGGAUCUUGCUAUCAUUAUGAUUCCAUUCUUGGAUAUUCCAUCUGCAGAACUGCUUUUCAACGGUGUCACAUCUGCAUUACUCGGAAAGGAAGAUGAACCACUUCUCCAGAAGAAGGCAUACAAAGUCAUUAACCAUUUAUCCAGUUGUGAGAAUGGUGUCCAGGUGUUGCAGAAGAACAUUGAAAACUUGCAGAACCGUGUCCUUGAGGGCACAGUGACUUGCGCACCUUCCAGCAAAAAAGACAGAAUCAAGGCUCUUGGCAAUAUCGUCCGUAUCUUGCCGUCCAAUGAUCUCCAUUUGAUUCCCUCUAUCCUAUCCGAGGCUGUCAUGGCAACCAAGGAAGUCAACGAAAAGACUCGUGGAUUUGCUUUCAACCUUUUGGUAGAGAUGGGUAACAAGAUGAAGGAAGGAGGAACAGUGGUCAACAGCAAGAUUGAAGGCAUGGAUGAGAGCGUUCCUGAUGCCGAUGCCAACAUCACCGAAUACUUCACCAUGGUGACUGCUGGUCUUGCUGGAUCUACUGCCCAUAUGAUCAGCGCUACCGUUACUUCUCUCUCUCGCUUAUUUUUCGAGUUUAAGGAAUCACUUCCUCAACCUCUUUUGUUUGAAUUGAUGCAAACUAUGGAGGUUUUCGUCAACUCCAACAACCGUGAAAUUGUUAAAUCCGCCCUUGGUUUCGUCAAGGUUGCCAUCGUUACCUUGGACAGCACCAUUAUUGGACAGCACCUUCCUCAACUUAUCAAGUCACUUUUGAACUGUAACAAGCAGCACAAAAGUCAUUUCAAAUCCAAAGUACGACAUAUUUUCGAACGUUUGAUUCGCUCAUUCGGAUACGAACAGGUUGCAGAGAAUGUUCCUGAGGAUGAUAAGAAGUUAGUGUUGAACAUCAAGAAGCGCCGUGAUCGCUCCAAGCGUGCCAAGAAUGCAAACAGGGAAGAGGAGGACGAGGACAUUGAAACUGCUCCACGACAAGCCAAAGUUGCAAAGACUGGCGCAGACGCUUAUGAAGAAGCCGUAUAUGGUAGCGAGAGCGAGAUUGAGGAUUCUGAUGAGGACGAUGCUAUGCAAGGAACCAGAGAAUCUGGCCGCAAUGCCGAUAGGAAGACAAAGAAAGAGAAAUAUGUCACUGAAGCUUAUAUUCGAGAAGAUGGAGAUGGUCCUCUCGAUUUCCUCGAUCGCACUGCCAUCAGCCGCAUUUCUUCUUCCAAACCACAGCAAAGAUCUUUGGCACAAAAAGCAGCAUCCAGAGCUGGAGCCUUCCGUUCUGGCGAAGAUGGAAAGCUUGUCAUUAACGGCUCGGAUAAUGAAGCUAGCGGCGACGAAGCUGCAGCAGAAAAUAAUGAGGCUGAAAACUACUACAUGCAAGCUCAGAACAGUGCUGAUGGCUUCACGAGAGGUCAACGUAACAAGAUCAAGUGGAAGAAGGGAGGUAAUGAUGACAGUAUGUUCGACGACGAGAUGAUGGAUGUCGACGAUAAAGAAAAGCGCGUCAAGAAGAAAAUUGAACGAAAGAUGGAUGUCAUUGGCAAGGAGUAUCGAUCAAAGCGUGCUGGUGGUGAUGUUAAGAUAAAGGGUAAGGCAGACCCACACGCCUAUGUACCUUUGAGCAAAAUUACCAAGAAGAAGGGCAGACAUGGCCCUGGCGUUACUUUCACUGGCAAAUAUAGAAAGUAAAUCGAAAUACUGAAGUAGAAAAAAAGAAAAAGUUAUAUCUGCUAUAAUUACUGCAUUGUACAUCCCAUCACCAUUCCUGAUUGCUAUAGAAAUUCUCAUACAAAAACUUAUCUUUUUAAAAAAUCUGUAAGCGUGGGGAUUAUUUGCAUUGGCCAAAAGAUUUAUGGGCAGCGCGG
Messenger RNA from Umbelopsis ramanniana AG, 3979 nucleotides. RefSeq lists its product as uncharacterized. The transcript has 12 exons. Lineage: Eukaryota; Fungi; Mucoromycota; Umbelopsidomycetes; Umbelopsidales; Umbelopsidaceae. The record is from RefSeq and is a predicted model, not a curated record. The coding region runs from base 126 to 3803 and encodes 1225 amino acids.